Molecule: messenger RNA, 4586 nt
Organism: Talpa occidentalis (Iberian mole)
Lineage: Eukaryota; Metazoa; Chordata; Mammalia; Eulipotyphla; Talpidae
Gene: EHF
Product: ETS homologous factor
Exons: 9
Coding region: 121-1023 (300 amino acids)
Biological process (GO): regulation of transcription by RNA polymerase II; cell differentiation
Cellular component (GO): nucleus
Molecular function (GO): DNA-binding transcription factor activity, RNA polymerase II-specific; sequence-specific DNA binding
Source: RefSeq, a predicted model, not a curated record
CGUGAUAACACCCCUGUUUCCCCAUCCCUGUAGGAGCUGGCGUGAGGGCUGCCUGCUGUCUCCCCUCCAUUAGCCACAGCUAUUGGAUUUCCCACCCAGAAUCUUUAGGUAAAUGAGAUCAUGAUUCUGGAAAGCGGCGGUGUAAUGAAUCUCAACCCCAGCAACAACCUCCUCCACCAGCAGCCAGCCUGGACAGACAGCUAUGCCACAUGCACCGUUUCCAGUGGGUUUUUCGGAAGCCAGUGGCAUGAAAUCCAUCCUCAGUACUGGACCAAGUACCAGGUGUGGGAAUGGCUCCAGCACCUCCUGGACACCAACCAGCUGGAUGCCAGCUGCAUACCUUUCCAGGAGUUUGACAUCAAUGGCGAGCACCUUUGCAGCAUGAACUUGCAGGAGUUCACCAGGGCGGCGGGGACCGCAGGCCAAGUCCUCUACAGCAACUUGCAGCAUCUCAAGUGGAACGGCCAAUGCAGCAGUGACCUGUUCCAGUCCACACAUAAUGUCAUAGUCAAGACCGAACAAACCGAACCUUCCAUCAUGAACACCUGGAAAGAAGAAAACUAUUUAUAUGACACCAACUAUGGUAGCACAGUAGAUUUGUUGGACAGCAAAACUUUCUGCCGGGCCCAGAUCUCCAUGACAACCCCUGGUCACCUUCCAGUUGCAGAGUCCCCUGAUAUGAAGAAGGAGCAGGACCACCCGACAAAGUCCCACACUAAAAAGCACAAUCCCCGAGGGACUCACUUAUGGGAAUUCAUCCGGGACAUCCUCUUGAACCCAGACAAGAAUCCAGGGUUAAUCAAGUGGGAAGACCGGUCUGAGGGCAUCUUCAGGUUCUUGAAAUCGGAAGCCGUGGCUCAGCUAUGGGGGAAAAAGAAAAACAACAGCAGCAUGACUUAUGAGAAACUGAGCCGAGCCAUGAGAUACUACUACAAAAGAGAAAUUCUGGAACGUGUGGAUGGACGAAGACUAGUAUAUAAAUUUGGGAAGAAUGCACGCGGGUGGAGAGAAAAUGAAAACUAAAGCUGCCAACACUUUGAACACAAGCCCCAACUCACCCCAAAUGCCAGCAAACCAAGAACUCCUGGACGUAAAUAUUUCAAAGACGACUUUUCUCUGAUAUUUAUGUACCACGAGGGGAAAAAAAUCUACUUCUAACAGGAAGAAGGAACACUACAGUUGAAAAAUUUUGUUACUUUGAAGUAUGUCCUAUAUGGGGAACAAAUGUACACAGUUUUCUGUGAACUAUGAUGCUGUAUGUGGUUGUGAUUUGUUUUGCCUCUAUUGUGAAGUUCUUUUCUGCUGCAAGAAGAGCAGGGUCUGUGGCCUUAGGCUCCUUGCUAAGAGAAAGGAAAAAAACAAAAGUCAGAGGGCAUUAAAUGUUUUCAUAUGCAUCGUGAUUUAGGAGAAGGUGAUGUGUCCUCCACACACAGCAUCCACAUGGCCUCAUCAAGAGAGAGGAGCACAGUUGCCAGAUGCCAGCUCCAGGGUCUCGACUGACCGUAGCAACCAGAGGAUGCUGGGAAUUUUACCCUGAUCUCUAGGAGCCAGUGAGUGGAAAAUGGGGACUUUCAAAAUCCAGGGUGGACUGUAAUCACUGCGUAAUCACAUGGCUUGCAAUGUUCAAAUCAGCGAGAAGAAUAAAGGUGGGGUGCUUUUUAUUCAUUCAGGAAUGAUUCACCUGAUGCCAAGUCUACUUCCCCGUUCCCUGUGGACUGUUGGUGAAAAAUUUCAGUUGCCACCUCUGCUCACAUUUGUUAUUUAAGAGAAGGUCCAGAAGGCCCCAAUGGCUUUGGAAAAAGUGGGGAAAAGAAGGUGGUGAUAAAUUUGUUCUGUAUCCCUAUGGUUUAGGGUUUCCUGAUUGGCACAGUUGACAUUUGUGACUAAUUCUUUGUUGUACAUUGUUUGGCUGUCCUGUGUAUGGUAGAAUGUUUAGCAGUGUCCAUGACUUCUAUCCACUAGAUGCCAGUAGCACUCCCACACCCAAAGUUGUGACAAUCAGAAAUGUCUCCAGAUAUUGUCAAAUGUCCCCUGGGGGCCACAAUUAUCCUUGAUUGAGAACCACUGAUUUAGCCAAUCUAGAUAUUGAUGGUGAUUUAUUCUCAGAACAAAAAGUGCUGUAAGAUCUGUUAGUCCCUAGAGUGAAGUAAAAGAAAGACUUCAAAAUCAACCUGUUUUUUCAUUUUUAUAAACAUAAGGGAGAAUGGGCUCACGGGAUUUCUUUUUAGAACCCCAGCCAGAGUUAUAUAUCUGAACACAGUAAUGUGACAAGAAUGAUGACGGAAGAUAUUUUCACUGGAGCUAGAAAGUCAACAUUAAUUGCAGAAGGAAGUGCUGGGAGAUGAGUGUGCAUGUGAGAGGGUGUGUUUGAGUGUGUGUGUGUGUGUGAAUGAGGGGUGUGAGGUGGCAAUGUGUAUGUUAAUUCUUAGAAUUUUUCCUCUUUGGAUCUUUUCCCUGUUUCAUCUGAAAUCAUCCCAAAAUGAAUGGUAUAUUGCCUAGAGGAAGGUUUUUUUUGAGAGAAAGGAAUGAAGAGAGAGAGAGAGAAGGAAAGGAAGAAAGGAAGAAUGGGGAAAAAAAAAACAAAACAGAGAAAAUCCAGGAGCUGUUGCCACUGAAGAGCUGAGACCUCUUUUCCAAUGAUGGCUUGUCUGGGGGAGCAUGUAGACUCAUCACUGAGCAUGUAGACUCAUCCCUGGGCCCUGCUAUCUCAGAGGAAUGUGGGUAGAUAUUUUGAAAAUGGGUUGAAAUGGGCAGAUCUCCCUUGCAGCUCUUCUGCCUGGCCUCCCGAGUCUUUGUCUUUCUCCUCUUUCUAUCUGGAGCAAGAACAUGGGAAUAAAGACCUGUACCAGAAAGAAACACCUACUGCAGUGUCUUAGCACCAAAGCUGAGCGUGUCAUAGUGAGAUGUUUGGAGUGUCUGUAAUAUAUCCAGAAGGCUACACGUAAAAAGAAUUAAGGAUCUGUCCUAACUAUGAAGAGAAAAAUUAUGGAUGGUAACUUUGAAGCACCAGCCUGGGGAGAGGAAUGACCUUUGGAAGGUACAAACGAGUCCAGUUUUAGUUCUGUUCGGCUUGGUUCCCUCCACAGAAGUGUUACUCAGCGUUGUCAGGUAACAGUUACUGAGGAAACCGAGAGAAAUAACAAUGACUGACAUAGAUCUUGACUAGGUAACUGAGCUAUUCCUGCAUAAAAGACACACCUUGCAAUCCAAGCAAAGUCAAAGAACUCCAGGGCCUUCCCAGCAUUUGAUGAUACUCCACACAAAGCAAAUUUAACACUCAGCUAAUUGAAUUGGGGUAAACACAUGAAUGUUUGUGUGUCUGAAUUAUGUGAAGUUACCUUGACAUCUGCUAAUUCACUCUGCUAUUCCUUCUCUGGCUUUGCCUAUUCAUCUUCUGAGUUGGCCAGCUUCUCCUUUGAGUUCCCCAAACCUAUAAGUUUCUCACAUUCCUCCCAACUGGCCUCGGCUCUUUCUAUACUCUCUUCCCUGAACAAUCACCCCUGCCAAGUAGUAUGUGGGUCUAGGGAGUACCAACUGGAACAGUUCAACAGAUAAUUAGAAGAUUGUGUUAUUUGUUGAAAGUGACAGUUUCUUGGCACUCAGUUCCUGCUUAAAUAGGGCUGGAGUAUUAAGUUCUCAGCAUAUCUUUCUAUUGUCUUGGCUUGAGUUUGAUGCAUUUUUGUGUGUGCUGUUCGUGACUUGGAGAACUACAGGUAACUGAGGCUUGCCAACUUGGGGUGUGAACAGAAUAUUUCCCACUACAGUGUUGAAAGGGAGAGAAAAUUCCAGAGGCAAGCCAGCAUGAGAUGAAGCCCCUCUUCUUCAGAGGACACCCAACUUUUCACUUGAGAAGUUGGUCUCUGCCAAAUGCAUACGUGGCCACUUCACCUGGUCUCUUUGAGCCCUCCUCCUUAAGCUAAAGGUUUGGCUUCUUAUUUGUGGUUUUCAUGGGCUCAGGAGACAAGCUAUGCAUUGCUAAGAAUUUAGUAGACUCAGACCAUUUAAGGCUCCUAGAUAUUUAACUUGAUGAAACCUGAGCAUGGGCCUGACUUCGAGGGACAUACGUUUACCUUUAUGAAACUUGCCUUCUGAUCAGGGCAGGCCCCGAUUAUGAACUGUCCUUUGAACCUGCUGGUCCUUCCUCAAAGUUCUUGCCUUGCUAGACCAGAAACUCUUUGAUAGCAGGGGCUAUAUCUUGUUCAUAUUGUUUUCCCAGUAUCUGGCAUGAAAUAGGUCCUCAAUAUUUGUUGAGUGAGAGUGAAUGUCUUUUGGAAGACUCCUCCCAAUUGGGAAGCCAUAUCUAUAAUCAGGUUGCAAACCAUUUCCUCACCAGAAUAAGAACACAACAGCCAAAACUUCAAGAACAUAUUAUCUAUUACAUGAACAUUUUACUGUGAGACUACUUUGCCUUCCUACCUGCGCUGAAAUGAAACCAAAACAGGCUGUUUGGUUCUGUAAGUCAGUAUAUGUUAGAUGAGAAUUCUGCUGCCUUAUUAGGAACUGUGAGACUUAUCUGGUAUAAGAAGCCAGUAACGAACCUUUGAUCUUUUUUAACCAAUGAAGAUUAUGAAUGUGUUUAUGUGAUG